AUAUAUAUAUAUAUAUAUUUAGACAUAUUUAGACACUUAUACUAUACAUGAAAAUCAUAAAUUAUCCUGAUUCCUAACUGCUCUACAAACUACAUCUUCAAUCUUUUCGCUCCCAAUUUAUCUCUGACUUCUAUAAAUUCAUAACUUCAUCCUUUAUUCUACAUUUACUGCUUCCUUGUUUAUACAUAUAAACUAUCUUCUUUCAUUUAUCUCAAAUCAUAUAAAUAUCCUCUAUCCACUCACUAACUCACUAACUCACUUUGUAUUAGUACACUAUAUUAUACAAUCCACAAAAAUGGCUGAUGUCAGAUUUAUGGACGAUUCAGAUUCAAUGUUUGACGACGUCGAAAUCAAAAUAGCACUAUUCUUUAUAAAUGGCUCUAGAGUUGAUUUAACUCUAAACAGAGAAUUCAUCUAUGAAAACAGAUUAACCGCAAGAUCAACUCUCGAAAUCUCAAUCUCGGAUCUAAUCUAUUACCUACUAAUAAAUUGGGAUCCUUCUUGGGGCCAAAAACCUGUCAAUAUCUUCCAAAUCCGUUUCCUACAUCUUGGUAGAGCUGUUCGUUCUGGAAUGCAAAUAAAAGACAUAAAUUUAGCCACAAGCACAAUCUUCCACAUAAGUUUAAGACCCCUAAGCUCUCUAAACAAAGAUUACAAUAUCAUCAGAAAUGCCUCCUUAUUCGUUAAUACAGCAACCAAUAUAAGAGAUUAUAACAAAAGAUUCACUUUAUCCGGCCCUGCUAGUCUCCAUAGUUACAAUAACGAAUUUUCAACCUACAACACAAACACUAAUCGUCAAUAUCAGAGAUACUCUUAUGCUGGUCCUUCUGCUGCAAGUGAUGAUGACACCUUCGAUCCCACCUCUCUAGGCUCUUCCACUCUAAGAAUGUCCCCAUCAAGACAAAAUAGAAACAGUUACAUAACAAAUGAUAUUUCAAAUGUCCAAUCAAAUCGAAGUGCAAGUUUUCAAGAAAAUAAAAAUAGCAUUGUUGACACUUCCUCUUCCUCCAUUUUAAUCAAUACCCCAUCAAGAUCUAUUAAUAAUAGCACAAAUAACAAUUCUAAUAGCAUCAAUAUCAAUCCUAUUCCUAGCAAUAUUACUAAUCACUCAAGAAGAAGCAGAAAACACUAUCAUUACAACUCAAAUACAAAUCAAAUUUCUUCUGAUGCAAGAACUUCCAAGGAAGAAUCAGGCUGUUGUAUUAUCAUGUAACUCAUCUUUCAUAAUACUACAUCAUCAAAUUUUUUACAUUUUUUACAUUUUUUUUCUUUUACAUUUUUU
Messenger RNA from Ascoidea rubescens DSM 1968, 1282 nucleotides. RefSeq lists its product as uncharacterized. The coding region runs from base 296 to 1213 and encodes 305 amino acids. NCBI's taxonomy places the organism in Eukaryota, Fungi, Ascomycota, Saccharomycetes, Ascoideales, Ascoideaceae. The transcript has a single exon. The record is from RefSeq and is a predicted model, not a curated record.